Molecule: messenger RNA, 432 nt
Organism: Striga asiatica
Lineage: Eukaryota; Viridiplantae; Streptophyta; Magnoliopsida; Lamiales; Orobanchaceae
Source: the annotation of a GenBank genome assembly
AUGUAUGGUGCAACUUUUAACAUCGGCAAAGUAGACCUUCCUAUGACUAAGAAUGAGAUUUCGGUCUAUAAGAUCCUUAGAAGCAAUAUUCUAAAGCAGCGUUCGUUGUCAUCUAAAUUAACGAUCGAGCUUAAAUUUUCUGCCACGUGUCGCCAGUGUUUUAGCGUCCGGUCGGACUUCGCCAAGAGCCCCCCGAUCACGGUAAUUGACAAAGGAAGGCCUCUGCAAUUUUCGGCUAUCUUCUUGCCCGAAGCUUCUAGCUCGAGAGGGCAAUCUUCUUCUCCAAACACAAUUUUACAAAGAAGAUUCCAACUUUUGUCUUCGUCUAGAAAGUCCAUCUCAAGGCCUCGAGAGCCACUUAUGUCAGAAGCCAAAUUCGACAGCCUUGUGGUUAACAAUAUCGCACUCCCUUCAUUGUUAUCCGGAAAAUAG